Fusarium falciforme is the source of this 2535-nucleotide messenger RNA. RefSeq names its product AAA domain-containing protein. The transcript has 4 exons. Gene Ontology annotation, molecular function: ATP hydrolysis activity; ATP binding. Lineage: Eukaryota; Fungi; Ascomycota; Sordariomycetes; Hypocreales; Nectriaceae. The record is from RefSeq and is a predicted model, not a curated record. The coding region runs from base 1 to 2535 and encodes 844 amino acids.
AUGUCAUCAGAACCGAAGAGCCAGGCAUCGAUCCGGAACGAGGCCCGAAGAAGCAUCAUUCUCGGGACCACACCACGAGCCCCUCCAGAAGCGGAGAACAUGGACAGUGAUGUUUCUAGCGACAUCUCCGACAUACCGAUAUUUAGAUCCGCUCUUAGAAGCGAAGAGACAUCGUCUCAAGUACCAAACACCAUCUCCAACGACGCCAUUGCAACUAGCGAAAGGAGCAAGUUGGUUGCAAUAGAAAACAAUUGCCUUGGCACGAAAGGCACACAGCCUCUCUUCCCAACCAAACCUCUAAUUAGAUUUGACGCCCCGGUGGCCCCAUGCCAGCCACCCCGCAUUCCCUAUCACCCAUCGUCCAUGUCUCUGCCCCGGUUCGACGACAACGAUAACGAUGGCGGCGAUGAAGUGGUGAAAAAAUUGAGAGAACGGCUACAGCAACUAGAAGUCGAAAACAGCCGGCUACGCGCAAACCCAAGCACCAUCGAUUCUGUCAAUGUCCAAGUAUUCCACUGCUUGCAAGGCCAAGACGAAAGCAACGAUACUGUUUACUUGUCCGAGCCCGACUGGGAGAAACAGGGUGAACAGAUCAGCUUGAGAUGCCAGUUCCCUGUCCCAGAUCCAGUUGGAUAUUCCCAGCAUCACAGCAUGUCAUUCAUCAUCCUCAAAUAUUACAACCACUCCCAACAGGAAUCGGUGAUAAAGGCAGCGAUGGAAGCUAACGAGGCACUGGGCAGGCCCAGGGCUUACGCCCAAGAGGUGGUCUUGAUAUCAAAAGAGAUGGUCAAAGCGAUGAAGGCUUUCUUUGCUCAAACACCGUCUUUCACCGACGUGCCCAAACUAUCCGAGAAGGGAGUUAUGGAUCCUCCUUACACCUGGUGGUACCACCGCCGAAAGUCUCACAACAUCCAGGGUUUGCCGAAGCGUCAGGCACAGCUUGUGUUGGCUCUCGUGAACUGGAUUGAGGCCGACUACUCGCCGCUAUUCGACGUGAUCGAAGAUCAGCUGCACAGAGGUUGUGUAUCUCAUUUGUCCAUACCGUUUCACUUUCGCCCGGGAGAAGUUCUAGUGUCGAGCGAGGAUGGUGUUCCCCGGGGCUACGUGGUGUUGGCCCAUCCUCAGCCUGAUCGUGAUUAUGAGAAUGGCCAGCAAGAUGAGCAAAUUGCAUCGCAGAAGCCAGUAUUAUGGCUUGCCCAGUGCCUGUCGCUUAACUAUUCUGGAGAAUUCUAUCUGGUCAGGGAAGAAGUUAAGAUAGCCAUCGAAACUGAAGACCCAGAUGAUGAAGUGGACAUACGAACCCUAUCUGUCAUGCCCCUCAAAUAUGCUCCUGACGAUGUGCAGGGCAAGUUAAAACAGCGAGCAAAAAUGUGGUGGAAGCUGCGCGGCAAGCAGCUUGUCUCGUACGAAGGGGUGCCUUCAAAUGAAACACAAGCAGGGCAAAGGUUCAUGAUCGACCUGAGAACGUAUAAUGAGCUUCAUCCUUCGAAUAAAUACUCUCUCAACAAACCCUCUUUUUCUAGAAAGGAGCUAUAUUCGCCAAAGGAUGGCCAAGAUCCCGAAGCUCCUGACAUUUAUUUGUUCCCAGCAAUGGUUCCCGGCUUUGACCUCAGACGCAAGAAAUGGGGCAAGUCCGCUCCAUGCUAUAUUGACCUCCAGGUGGACCAAAUUCGAGAUGUCGUCUGGAAUGACAAGGCCUUUAGCAAUCUUGUGGCUGACGAAGACAUGAAGGAACUGAUCCUCGCAUUGGUUACCAACCAGCUUGAGACAGAAAAGGGAACAGAUCUUAUCGACAACAAGGGGAAUGGCCUCAUCAUGCUUCUUCACGGCUCACCCGGCACCGGGAAGACUUUCACUGCUGAAUCAGUCGCCGAGAUAGCAAAGAAGCCCCUCUACCCGGUGACUUGUGGUGACAUCGGUACUGAGCCCGAGCAGGUGGAGAAGUAUCUUCAGUCUGUCUUCCACCUAGGCAAGAUAUGGGACUGCGUCGUGCUGCUAGACGAAGCAGAGGUUUUUCUAGAGCAACGAACGCUUCAGGAUCUGAAGCGAAACGCCCUGGUGUCUGUGUUUUUGCGCGCUCUCGAAUACUACGAAGGUAUCCUUAUCCUAACCACGAACCGCGUUGGUACCUUCGACGAGGCAUUCAAAUCGCGUAUCCAGCUGGCCUUGCGCUAUGAGAAGCUUCAAGGCUACCAGCGGAAGAAGAUCUGGAGAAACUUUCUGAAAAGGCUGGAGGAGAUCGGUGAGGAAGACAAGAUCGAUUUCGACGACAUUGAGCUGAAUCUGGACGACCUGGCAGGGUACGAGAUGAAUGGUCGGCAGAUUCGCAACUCGAUCACGACGGCGCGGCAGCUGGCAAAGUACAAGGGAAGGAAGAUGACGUUUUCACAUCUGAAAAGAGCGAUUACCGUUGCGGACAAGUUUGAUAGGUAUCUGGCUGAUGUUCAAGAGGGUAUAGAUGAAGAAGGUGGUGGAAGAGGGGAGGAUGGGAGGUACUCGGACGAGUCUAUUGCCCGGCAAGACGGUGUACGGUGA